UCGAAGCAAAAAGGCUUAACAGAAAUUGAGUUAGCCGAAGGAGUGAAAAUUCAGCUUGCAAUUAUUCUCGACAAUAUUUGCGAUAUCCAGUUACGACAUCGCGUGGAAUCAUUGAUUUCAUUUGCUGCUGGCUUUGUUGGUGAUUUACAACAAGAUCAAUGCGCAAGGUAUAUGUCUAUAAAACAAACAGAUAUGUCACCAGCUGAAGCGGCUAAGCGUACCAAAGAAUUCAGAUGUCCACCCAGAGAACAGAUGUUCCGACUGUUGAAAUGCAAAGUGGUGCAGGAUAGCAGUGUUGGUUUGAUCCUGGAUGACGAUGUUGAAUACGACAAUUGCCCGAUGGAUGACACACUGCAAGAACAACUUCGGUUCCGCUUAAUUUUUAGAACAUUCCCCAGAACAUAA
Molecule: messenger RNA, 405 nt
Organism: Gongylonema pulchrum
Lineage: Eukaryota; Metazoa; Nematoda; Chromadorea; Rhabditida; Gongylonematidae
Source: the annotation of a GenBank genome assembly